Molecule: messenger RNA, 1686 nt
Organism: Cyclopterus lumpus (lumpfish)
Lineage: Eukaryota; Metazoa; Chordata; Actinopteri; Perciformes; Cyclopteridae
Gene: gnb5b
Product: guanine nucleotide binding protein (G protein), beta 5b
Exons: 11
Coding region: 144-1205 (353 amino acids)
Biological process (GO): G protein-coupled dopamine receptor signaling pathway; G protein-coupled receptor signaling pathway
Cellular component (GO): cytoplasm; heterotrimeric G-protein complex
Molecular function (GO): protein binding; signaling receptor complex adaptor activity
Source: RefSeq, a predicted model, not a curated record
AUCACUUUCGCUCUCGGGGACGAAUUUAACGAACCUCGACGCAGCAAACGUCCCCGUCACAUUUCCCCGUUUCUCUUUCCCUUUCCGCGCCCUCCUGACUGUGUGUUGUUGUUGUUGUUGUUGUUGUCUUUUCCCUCUCGAAGAUGGCUUGUAAAGGGCUCCAAGAAGGGGAAACCGUGGCGUCUCUGAAGAAGGAGAGCGAGAGUCUGAAGAAGAAGCUGGACGAGGAGCGGGGGAAGCUGAGCGACAUCGAGUUGAACCAGGUGGCUGAGAAGGUCGAGGUCUUGGGGCCUCUCUGCAUCAAGACCAGACGUGUGCUGAAGGGCCAUGGGAACAAGGUGCUGUGUAUGGACUGGUGUAAAGACAAGCGUCGGCUGGUCAGCUCGUCACAGGAUGGAAAAGUGAUCGUCUGGGAUGCAUUUACUCUUAAUAAGGAACAUGCAGUAAGCCUGCCGUGUACAUGGGUUCUGACGUGUGCUUAUGCCCCCUCAGGUUGUGCUGUGGCAUGUGGCGGAUUGGAUAACAAGUGCUCGGUGUUCCCGCUGUCACUCGACAAAAACGAGAAUUUGUCUGCAAAGAAGAAGUCUGUUGCCAUGCACACCAACUAUGUCUCCGGGUGCACCUUCACCAGCUCCGACAUGCAGCUUCUGACCUCCAGCGGUGACGGCACAUGUGCCUUGUGGGAUGUGGAGAGCGGGCAGCUGCUGCAAAGUUUCCACGGUCACACAGCUGAUGUCUUGUCCCUGGACCUCGCCCCAUCCGAGACUGGGAACACGUUUGUCUCUGGGGGCUGUGAUAAGAAGGCCAACGUGUGGGACAUGCGCUCUGGACAGAACGUUCAGUCUUUUGAGACCCACGAGUCCGACAUCAACUGUGUUAAGUACUACCCCAGUGGAGACGCAUUUGCUUCUGCUUCAGACGAUGCCACAUGCCGGUUCUACGACCUGCGAGCUGACCGUGAGGUAGCCAUCUACCAGAAGGACAGCAUCAUCUUUGGUGCUUCAACUGUGGACUUCUCUCUGAGUGGUCGACUGCUUUUCGCUGGUUACAACGACUACACCAUCAAUCUGUGGGACACUUUGAAGGGAACUCGCGUCUCCGUCCUGUUUGGUCACGAGAACCGCGUCAGCAGAGUCAGAGUGUCACCUGACGGCACGGCGCUCUGCUCGGCCUCCUGGGACAACACCCUACGGAUUUGGUCCUAGAGCUCAUAUCACAGUUGGGAUUCAGUGACAAAAGCAAACCCGUCUGAAAGCAGCACUACUGCAGGAGUGUGACUUAUAAUAUUCAUUAUAACGGUCUUUAUGUCGUUAUAUAAAGACCUAAAAUGUCUCUUCUGAAUGAGAACAUAUCAUCGUAUUGUAACUGUAGUGUGAGUAUUCCUUGAAGGUGCAGUCAAGUUUGGAUUCCUAAUAUUUGUUAUUGUUAGCCUGAUGACCUGAUUGUAUGAAUAUGUAAUUGUUUAUGCUGAUGUAGAGGGAAAUAAUUGUGAGCGUAAAGAGCCGCAUGCGUCUGCUCUGUCAUGUAGAUCUGCAGAAAAUAUCAACGAUAUAUAUAUAUAUAUAUAGAAUUAUCCAAAGGAAGACAACUUCAAUGUAGACACCAAUGUUGUUGUUUUUAAUAUACGGAGUUGUCAACAGCUUAGAUAAAUUACUUGUGAAAAAAAUUAAAGAGAUUUUAAUUAUC